GGAGGCGGAAGUUGCAUCCAGAGCAUCGAGGAGAACUGGUGGAGCGACGUAACUGACAACAGUAAACGGAAAGAAGUCAUGUCGUUCCUCUGCAGAAGAGCCGCGUUGCUCUUGAAGCCACGCAGCACGUUAGCGCCGGCUGCAUUGUCCGCCGCCCGCUUCUGCAGCUCCGGUGGUCAAUAUGAGUAUAUUUUGGUGGAAAAGCGAGGUGAGAAGAAGGAUGUCGGUCUCAUCCAGCUGAACCGACCUAAGGCUCUUAACGCUCUGUGUGGCGGGCUUAUGAAGGAGGUCGGACUGGCGCUAGAUUCAUUUGAAGCCGACAGCGACAUUGGAGCUGUUGUUAUCACCGGCAGUGAGCGAGCCUUUGCUGCGGGAGCCGACAUUAAAGAGAUGCAGAAUCUAACCUUCCAAGAGUGUUUUAGUGGAAACUUCCUGGCUCAUUGGAACAGGGUAUCCACAGUAAAGAAACCUAUAAUUGCAGCUGUCAAUGGAUUUGCUCUGGGUGGAGGCUGUGAGCUCGCCAUGAUGUGCGACAUUAUCUACGCAGGAGAGAAAGCACAGUUUGGUCAACCUGAGAUCCUGUUGGGGACCAUUCCAGGAGUGGGUGGCACCCAACGCCUGACUCGUGCGGUGGGCAAGUCCCUGGCUAUGGAAAUGGUUCUAACAGGAGACAGAAUUAAUGCUCAAGAAGCAAAACAGUCAGGUUUAGUGAGUAAAAUCUAUCCCGUGGACCAGCUCGUGGCUGAAGCUGUGAAAUGUGGAGAAAAAGUGGCCGCCAACUCCAAACUGGUCUCUGCUAUGGCUAAAGAGGCUGUAAAUGCAGCUUUUGAGCUGACUUUGGCUGAGGGCAAUCGUAUGGAAAAGCGCUUGUUCCACGCUACCUUUGCUACGGAGGAUCGCAAAGAAGGCAUGUCGGCGUUUGUGGAGAAGAGAAAGGCAAACUUCCAGGACAAAUAGGAAAGUCCCCCGAUCUAGAGCUCAGCCAGCAAGACACAGUUCCUGAGACCGAUGGAUUAUUUCCUUAUCCACAUUAAUACGAGUGACACAAAUAAAACCCCGAUUGUUGUUGAACAUGUAAGCUGUUCAAAAAAGAUUCUGGCAGUGAGUGACUUGUCAUUGUGAGUGCAUCUCUGCCUGCUCAGGCUCAGUAUGUGGAUCAUAUCAGUGUGCCAGUGUGGGUACACUAUAACUGUGUUGUAGCAGGUGUGUAAUUUGGACUGUCGAAUGUUUGUCUACAUUUUGUAGGCAGCUUGAUUUAUCUGUGUAACUUUACAAUUAAAGCUCUGGUUUAACAUGGAUUCACACAUUUACUUCAAUAAACCAACUAUUGACACUA
Messenger RNA from Solea senegalensis (Senegalese sole), 1336 nucleotides. It is a transcript of the gene echs1, whose product is annotated as enoyl CoA hydratase, short chain, 1, mitochondrial. Gene Ontology annotation, cellular component: mitochondrion. The record is from RefSeq and is a predicted model, not a curated record. The coding region runs from base 79 to 957 and encodes 292 amino acids. Gene Ontology annotation, molecular function: enoyl-CoA hydratase activity. NCBI's taxonomy places the organism in Eukaryota, Metazoa, Chordata, Actinopteri, Pleuronectiformes, Soleidae. Gene Ontology annotation, biological process: fatty acid beta-oxidation. The transcript has 8 exons.